AUGGCUGACCACUACCAAAAAGAACAAGAUAAGCUCUUGUUCCAUGACUUCCUAGGAUCCAAGACUGAAACUUUAGCUUCCACUUCCAUGGCUGACCACUACCAAAAAGAACAAGAUAAGCUCUUGUUCCAUGACUUCCUAGGAUCCAAGACUGAAACUUUAGCUUCCACUUCCAUGGCUGACCACUUCCAAAAAGAACAAGAUAAGCCGUUGUUCGAUUAUUUCAUCGAGCUUCGAUUCACUAUGAUUUUAAUGUGUAGAAGAAGAUCAUUUGAAAGACAAGGCAGCGGUGGGGGGAAUCAUCUUGAUGGGAGACAACUGCUUGGACCAAGAAGUGAGGUUUCAGGCUCAAUCAUGAGCAAUCGAUUUUCAGGAAACAAGAGAAGUAACUCUGAUUCACAAUUCACGGCUCAAGACCACCCAGAGACUCUGCACUGGUCCAAGAUGCUAAGAAACGGACCUGGAAGCCUCUCCAUGAAUAUGAACCAUAUGGCAAACCAGCCUCCACGAGGAGGAGGUGGACAAAUCAGUCAUUUGCUUCAUCAGCUGUCUUCAAGCAGGUUCAAGGAUGAAAACGUGGUACCAUCAGUUAUCUCCCAGACAGCUGCAGAUGAAGGUUCACGGACAGGGAUGAAAUGUCCAGGUGUCAUGAGUCCUUUUACAAUGCCAAAUCCGAGCAGAUUGGAAUGUUUUACCCCUUCAAGGUGUGAUGUCUCUAGUCUUGUGAUGCUUUGUCCUCAACCAGAUUAG
This is a messenger RNA of Brassica oleracea var. oleracea, 750 nucleotides long. Its product is annotated as protein TIFY 8-like. Bases 1 to 750 code for a protein of 249 amino acids. NCBI's taxonomy places the organism in Eukaryota, Viridiplantae, Streptophyta, Magnoliopsida, Brassicales, Brassicaceae. The transcript is spliced from 4 exons. The record is from RefSeq and is a predicted model, not a curated record.